Messenger RNA from Penicillium roqueforti, 783 nucleotides. Its product is annotated as YoaK family protein. The transcript has a single exon. The record is from RefSeq and is a predicted model, not a curated record. Bases 1 to 783 code for a protein of 260 amino acids. NCBI's taxonomy places the organism in Eukaryota, Fungi, Ascomycota, Eurotiomycetes, Eurotiales, Aspergillaceae.
AUGUCUGAAACAGACGCCCUGUUGGGCAACCACAGACGCUCCAAACCCUCUCUACUAUCUCUAGCAUCUAAAUGCUUAGGCAGUGACCUUGAUACUGCGCAUGGCGACCUAGUCCUUCUAUUCUGUUAUAUUAUCACCGGCCUGCUCGACAGCUCAGCGGUACUCAUAUGGGGCUCCUUUGUGAGCAUGCAAACCGGCAACACUGUAUAUUUCGGCCUGGGCCUUAUCGGCGCCAAGGAUGAUCGCUGGAUCAAGUCCGGAGUUUCCAUUGCGGCGUUCUGUCUAGGCUCGCUGUGCUUCGCCACCUUCCACCGUGUUUUCCCAGCGAGACGGAGAUGGGUGCUCUGUGCCUCGUUCCUCGCUCAAACCGUGUGUGUGUGCAUCGCCGCGUUGAUCGUUACAAUUCAUCCGGCAUCUCGAGAUGCGCCCUUGACUUGGUUGGUCCUCGUCCCGAUUGCGCUCAUCGCAUUCCAAAGUAGUGGACAAGCGGUGACGAGCCGUGUUUUGAACUUCACGGGCUUGACUAGUGUUGUCCUCACUAGUACUUAUUGCGAUUUGUUCUCGCACCCUGAUUUCCUCUCGGGAAAGGUGGUCGGUCAUACUGAGGAGAACCGCCGGAUUGGUGCAAUCUUGUGCUUGUUGUUGGGGGUGGUCUUGGGGGGUCUCUGGGCUCAUAGCUCUGUGGGAAUGAUGGGGGCCUUGUGGACCGCAGCCAUCCUGAAGUCAUUGAUUGUUGCUGCAUGGUUGGCCUGGAAGGGAAAGAGCGAGGAGGAUACCGAAUGA